Messenger RNA from Tribolium madens (black flour beetle), 1718 nucleotides. Its product is annotated as cilia- and flagella-associated protein 410. The coding region runs from base 129 to 1214 and encodes 361 amino acids. Gene Ontology annotation, biological process: cytoskeleton organization. The transcript has 7 exons. NCBI's taxonomy places the organism in Eukaryota, Metazoa, Arthropoda, Insecta, Coleoptera, Tenebrionidae. The record is from RefSeq and is a predicted model, not a curated record.
CGCACUGUACUGUUGUCAUUAAACGUCAACUUUGACAGUCCUCCGAAGACCACCAAAGUUUAAACAUGUGUCGUGUUUCACGUCUAAUUCCGUGUUAACCCACUAUGUAAAUAAACACAGUGGUUAAAAUGGCAAAACGACUAACCGAAGAGAUGGUCAUCGCACGGACCAAAAUCUCCGAUCUUGGUAAAAUCAAGCGACUCAACUGUUGGGGUAGUGAACUCGUGGACGUCUCCCUGUUGCGCAAAAUGCCCAGUGUGGAGGUUUUAUCUCUCAGCAUUAACAAAAUCAAUAGUUUGGUCGAUUUCCAAUUAUGCAAACGCUUAGAGGAGCUCUACAUACGCCAAAACGACAUUCGCGACUUGAAUCAAGUAGUCUACUUGCAAAAUCUCCCCAACUUGAAGAACCUCUGGUUGGGGGAAAACCCUUGUGCUAACGCAGACGGCUACCGACUUGCUGUAAUCAAAGCUUUGCCUCAGCUUCAAAAGCUCGACAACGUUCAAGUGUCUCAAGAAGAAUUGCGAGAGGCUCAAAGAAAAGGUCGUGUGUUGUGUCAUCCCGAUGACGCGCAAGACAGUGAAGAGGAAUACGCCCCGCCACAGCCCCAGUACUACUCCGAAUCGGAGUACAGUCCCGUACAGAGGAGUCCCCCGAGACAGGAGCCCGACUAUGAAAUCGAAGAAAGUGAAGAUCUGUAUCCCAAAGAUGAGGUUUCAGAAGAAAGUAAAGAAUAUUCGCCACCGAGACAGCCCAGCCCCCCUCGUCGGACGGAACCAGUGCGUCGUAGCUACUCCCCGGAGCCCCCUGCGUACGUAGAACGUCGUCGUAACAGCUACGAGCGUGAAUCCCCCAAACAGCCCCCUCAAUACUACGACCAAAGGUGUCCCGCCGAUCACGCAUUCGAAGAUAACACCCAUCACUGUGAUAAUAAUUAUAGAGAAGUGAAACUCGUUAACAGCCAAUCAGCUAAUUGCAUUAAGGAAUAUACGAAUGGGGAUCGGUACGCGCACUCGCAAUACAGAGAGAGCGACUCGUCGGCGCACAGUCAUAGGUGUCCGGCGGCGGCCCAUAGGCCCCCAUUUGUGCGACGACCUGUGACGAGGAAUUCGAAUAUUUUGUCGGCGGUUUUGCGACUGGUGAAGGAGUUGGAUUAUCCGAGUUUGGAGGUGGUGGAGAUGGAGGUGAGGUCGAGGAUGGACGAGUUGGAUGAAUGACGAAAGGAUAAGUCGUCACAGGACGAUACAGCACAAGAGAUGACAGAGUGAUGACCAAGGGGGCGCAGCGCACAGCAAGGAUUGUAUUUAUUACUUAUCUAUUUUUAAUUUUUUAUUUACUUAAUGCAGCUAAUUUGAGUAUUACGUAAGGUCGAUAAUGAUCUAAUAACUAAAAAUAAAAGUCUGAUUUUUUCUUAUUUUGCAUCGCAAGCUUCAUAAUUGUAUAUAAAACUGCCACGAAUUAAAUGUUAACAAGACAAGUUGUAAACGAGACUAUUUUUCAUUAAUUAUUAUGUUUUUGUGGUUUCGUAACUCACUUGUUGUUGUUUGCAAAUUUGAAUCGUUUCAUUCCCUCCAUUUAGACUGUUAUUGUUUAAAUAUUUUAUACUGUUAAUCUAGUCUUUAGUUGAGUAACUUUUCAUUUGUCCUUGACGUUAAGUAUUAAAAUAAGUGCAAUUUGUAAAAUUAUUAAUAAAUUAAUAUUAUUAUGUGCGGGUUUCUAGC